AUGGGGCGGGGCGUUGCGAUGAUGAGGGGGCACCAGACUAACCCGGCCCCGGGUGGAGCAGGUGGGAUGACAGAGCGCGGCUUCCCUGGGCCCUACCAGAUGGGGGGCCCAGGCCCAGCCUCCUGGACUAGACCCCCGAACUUCGCCCAUCUAGAAUGCCCCCUGGUUCCAGCCUUUCCCACGGGCCGGCCCGGACGGCUGCAGCGCCACCUCCUGAGCGGCGAGUUCGAUCAGCUGCGAGACUUCCCCAUCUUUGAGAGCAACUUUGUGCAGGUGACCCGGUUAGGAGAAGUCGCCAACAAGGUCACCAUGGGGGUGGCAGCCUCCAGUCCAGCCCUGGAACUCCCAGACCUGUUGCUGCUGGCCGGCCCUGCCAAGGAUAACGGACGCCUGCAGCUCUUUGGGUGA
Puma concolor (puma) is the source of this 408-nucleotide messenger RNA. NCBI's taxonomy places the organism in Eukaryota, Metazoa, Chordata, Mammalia, Carnivora, Felidae. The record is from RefSeq and is a predicted model, not a curated record.